Molecule: messenger RNA, 1910 nt
Organism: Dioscorea cayenensis subsp. rotundata (Guinea yam)
Lineage: Eukaryota; Viridiplantae; Streptophyta; Magnoliopsida; Dioscoreales; Dioscoreaceae
Product: eukaryotic translation initiation factor 3 subunit L-like
Biological process (GO): translational initiation
Cellular component (GO): cytoplasm; eukaryotic translation initiation factor 3 complex
Molecular function (GO): translation initiation factor activity
Source: RefSeq, a predicted model, not a curated record
ACCCCAACCCAUCUUUCUCUUCACUUUGGAUCUCCCGAACCCUAGAAAGCUUCAGCCAUGGCGUCCUCGUACGACUACGAAGACUCCUCCUCCUCACGCUAUGCCGCCUCGGACGCCGGUUACGAUCCCUCCUUCGUCCCCGAUUCCGUCAAAACCUUUGUUGCCCACCUUUAUCGCCACAUCCGCGAGAAGAACGUCUACGAGAUCCACCAGAUGUACGAGGGUGGCUUCCACCGUCUCAGCGAUCGCAUGUUCCGCGACACUCCUUGGCCUCCCGUCGAGGCCAUCGCUCCCUUUGUCGACAAUGACCAUGUCUUCUGCCUACUCUACCGUGAGAUGUGGUUUCGUCAUCUCUAUGCUCGCCUCUCCCCUACUGCCCGCCAGCGGGUUGAAUCCUGGGACAAUUACUGUAGUCUCUUCGGCGUUGUUCUCCAUGGGGUUGUGAAUAUGCAGCUGCCGAACCAGUGGUUGUGGGAUAUGGUGGAUGAGUUCGUGUAUCAGUUCCAAUCUUAUUGUCAGUAUAGAGCGAAGCUUAUGAACAAGACAGAGGAGGAACUCCAGUUGUUGAGACAGAAUGAUCAGGCCUGGAAUGUGUAUGGUGUGCUCAAUUACUUGCAAGCCCUUGUCGAGAAAUCUAUGAUCAUCCAGAUCUUGGAACGUGAGAAGGAGGGUCUUGAACAGUUCACUUCUACUGAUGGAUAUGAUUAUGAAGGAGGAAGCAAUGUUCUGAAAAUGCUUGGUUAUUACAGCAUGAUUGGGUUACUAAGGGUUCACUGUCCUGGGGAUUACCACACUGGCUUGAAGUGUUUAUCACCGAUUGACAUUAGUCAGCAAGGUGUUUACACUAUUGUGAUUGGAAGCCAUAUUAGUGCCAUAUAUCAUUAUGGGUUUGCAAACCUAAUGUUGAGGAGGUAUGUUGAUGCAACUCGAGAGUUUAAUAAGAUCCUGCUGUAUAUAUUGAAGUUCAAACAGUAUCAUGAGAAGUCUCCUCAGUUUGAUCAGAUCCCUGAAAAAAAGAAUGAACAGAUGUAUGCAUUGCUGGCUAUUUGUCUUUCUUUAUGCCCACAAACAAAACUAAUUGAGGAGAAGGUGAGUGCCCAAUUGAAGGAGAAAUAUGGUGAUAAGAUGCUGAGAAUGCAAAGAUAUGAUGAUGAAGCAUAUGCUGUGUAUGAUGAGCUUUUCUCAUAUGCAUGCCCCAAAUUUAUUACCCCAUCAGCUCCUCUUCUGGAAGAGCCUCUUAUAAACCGCAAUCAGGAUGCUUACAGGCUGCAAUUGAAAUUGUUCCUCUUAGAAGUGAAGCAACAACAAUUGCUUUCUGGACUGCGGAGUUACUUGAAGCUGUACUCAACCAUAUCAAUUGGGAAACUUGCGACAUAUAUGGAAUUAGAUGAAGCAACCUUGAGGUCCCUCUUGAGCACGUACAAGCAUAAAAUGCAUGCGGUCAAUAAUGAUGGAAGUAUAAUCUCCAAUGCUGAUAUAAAUUUUUACAUCGAUGAGGACAUAAUACAUGUAGUGGAUUCUAAAUCAGAGAAGCGGUAUGGUGAUUACUUCUUGCGCCAAAUUUUGACAUUUGAGGAUAUCAUCUCUAAACUUGAUAGAGUAAAGUUCGACUAAGCCAUUGCUCAUAUCUGGGGUGAUUUACUCUUGUCAUAAGUCCUGUUAUGGACUUGUUAAAUUUUUCAGGCAGAGCUUACUCCCCACCUAUGAGGAUUUAUAUGGGAAUGUUUUAUCUUGGUCAUGUGAUUCACUUGGGGAUCAUCAGAGUUUGUGUUUUCUUUUUGCUUCAAGCUGACCUUUAUGUUUGAUGUAAUACUAGAGGUUUGAUAAUUUAUAUUAGCGGUUGUUUUGUUUCUUUUGGAUUGAAUUCAGACAGAGCUGUUCUCUAAUGUAAUUCCCUUCUGUCCUCUCUA